AUGGUGAAGCAAUAUAUCCCGGAAGAAGCUGAGUUAAAUCCAGAAUUAUAUGGCUUAAGAAGAUCACAUCGUGAAAGACGUGGUCCUACAAUUGUGGAAUCCGAUUCAGAGGAAGAUGUUGCACCAUCUAGAAAAAAGAAAAAAAUUCAGGAUGAUUAUGAGGAUGAAAUUUCAAUGGAUGAAGAUGAGAAUGACGAGUUUGACGACGACGAUGACAUAUAUUAUGAUGGUAGUUUUGGUGUUGGUAAAAGAAAAAAGUCCAAACCAAAAACUUCAAGAAAACAAAAGACCAAAAAGACCAAAGCCAGGAAAACCAAGGAAUCACCUUCGCCGCCACAGGAGUUAAGAUUUUCAACAAGAAAUAACAAGCAGGUUAAUUAUGCAAUUGACUACGACGAAGAUGACGCUGAUUUGUUGGAAAGUGAACCUGAGUUUGAUGAAGAGGAUGAAGAAGGUGACUACUAUUACUAUCAACAAGCAAUUGAGCCCGAAAAUGAACGUGGGAUAGACAUAGUCAUGGAUCAUAAGUUGAAUGAAGAGAAUACGGAGAAAACUGGUGAUCCCAAGAGUGAUUAUCUAUUCAAAAUCAAAUGGACAGAUGCUUCUCAUUUGCACAACACUUGGGAAAAGUAUCAAGACUUGAAACUGUUUAAAGGUUUUAGAAAAUUGGAUAAUUAUAUAAAGCAGUUCAUCAUCUAUGACGAUGAAAUUAGAAAUGAUCCGUUGACUACUAAAGAAGACCUAGAAGCAAUGGACAUAGAAAGAGAACGCAAGCGAGAUGAACAAGAAGAGUAUACUCAUGUCGAGCGAAUUGUUGAUAGCGAGAGGGUUGAAACUGAUGAUGGGGAAACCAAGCUACAAUAUUUUGUCAAAUGGAAACGACUUUAUUACGAUGAAUGCUCUUGGGAAGAUGCCAAGGAAAUAGCAAAGAUUGCACCUGAGCAAGUAACUAAAUAUCAGCAAAGAUUGAAUUCAAAAAUCUUGCCCAGUCUUUCUGCUAACUAUCCCCUCUCUCAACGACCAAGGUUUGAGAAGUUGUUUAAGCAACCUGUAUUUAUCAAGAAUGGUGAAUUGAGAGAUUUCCAGUUGACAGGUUUGAACUGGAUGGCAUUUUUAUGGUCUAGAAAUGAAAACGGCAUUUUGGCAGAUGAAAUGGGUUUAGGUAAGACAGUUCAAACUGUUGCAUUUUUGUCCUGGUUAAUUUAUGCAAGAAGACAGAAUGGUCCUCAUUUGGUUGUAGUGCCAUUAUCAACGGUGCCCGCAUGGCAAGAGACUUUUGAAAAAUGGGCUCCUGAUGUUAAUUGUGUUUAUUACAUGGGUAAUGGAGAGGCCCGGAAAACUGUAAGGGAGUAUGAGCUUUAUAACCAAAAUAACAAACCAAAGUUCAAUGUCUUGUUGACAACCUAUGAAUAUAUUUUGAAAGACAGAACUGAACUCGGGGCAUUCAAAUGGCAGUUUUUGGCCGUCGACGAAGCACAUAGGUUGAAGAAUGCAGAAUCAUCAUUGUAUGAAGCAUUGAAAAGUUUCAGAGUUAGCAACAGAUUAUUAAUUACUGGGACCCCAUUGCAAAAUAAUGUCAAGGAAUUGGCGGCAUUAUGUAACUUUUUGAUGCCCGGAAAGUUUACAAUAGACCAGGAGAUUGAUUUUGAAACUAUUGAUUCCGAACAGGAACAGUACAUUAAGGAUUUGCAGAAAAAAAUAAGUCCGUUCAUUUUGAGACGUUUGAAAAAGGAUGUUGAGAAAUCUUUGCCAUCAAAGUCAGAGCGUAUUUUGAGAGUGGAAUUAUCCGAUAUACAGACUGAAUACUAUAAAAAUAUCAUUACUAAGAACUACGCUGCGUUGAAUGCUGGUAAUAGGGGAUCCCAAAUAUCGUUAUUAAAUAUCAUGAGUGAGUUAAAAAAAGCAUCUAACCACCCUUACUUGUUUGAUGGCGCAGAGGAAAAAGUUUUGGAUAAAGAAGGUUCUCAUUCUAGAGAGAAUACCCUCAAAGGAAUAGUAAUGUCGUCGGGUAAAAUGGUUUUACUUGAACAGUUAUUAUCGAGGUUGAAGAAAGAAGGUCACCGUGUUUUGAUUUUUUCUCAAAUGGUGAGAAUGCUAGAUAUAUUAGGUGACUAUAUGUUUAUAAAAGGGUAUCAGUUUCAAAGAUUGGAUGGUACUGUGCCGUCAUCGAAAAGAAAAAUUGCUAUUGACCACUUUAAUGCACUUGGAUCCAAGGAUUUUGCAUUUUUAUUAUCCACCAGAGCAGGUGGUUUGGGUAUUAACUUGAUGACUGCUGAUACGGUUAUUAUCUUUGAUUCUGAUUGGAAUCCUCAGGCAGAUUUGCAAGCCAUGGCUCGUGCACACAGAAUUGGUCAAAAGAACCAUGUCUCAGUGUAUCGUUUCGUUAGUAAAGAUACUGUUGAAGAACAAAUAUUAGAAAGAGCAAGGAAAAAGAUGGUUCUUGAAUAUGCUAUCAUUUCAUUGGGUAUAACUGACCCCAAUGCCAAGAGCAGUAGCAAAACUGAACCGUCGACUAACGAAUUGAGCCAGAUUUUGAAAUUUGGUGCUGGUACUAUGUUUAAAGAAAAUAAUAAUCAACAAAAAUUGGAAAAUUUGAACUUAGAUGAUGUCUUGAGUCACGCAGAAGACCAUGUAACUACUCCUGAAUUAGGUGAAUCCAAUUUGGGCUCUGAAGAAUUCUUGAAGCAAUUUGAGGUUACAGAUUACAAGGCUGAUGUUGAGUGGGAUGACAUUAUUCCACAGGAAGAGUUGACCAAGUUGAAAGACGAAGAAAAAAGGAAAGCCGACGAGCAAUAUUUACAAGAUCAGAUUGCGAUGUAUUCAAGAAGAAAAGCUGCUAUUCGCAAGUUUGAAAAUGGCUCCUCUGUGCCAAGUGAUGUUGAGGAUAGUGGCGAAGACCUGAGGCCAUUGAGAAGAAGAAAUGCUGGAGACCACCAGCUAUCUGAAAAAGAAAUUAGAGGUAUUUAUAGAUCUAUCUUAAAGUGGGGAGAAUUGAGUGGCAAAUGGGAACAGUUAGUGGAAGAAGGGAGCAUCACAAACAAGAAUCCCGUAUUAGUCAAACAUGCCUAUAAUGAAAUUAUCAGCACUUCGAAGCAAUUGGUGAAGGAAGAAGAAGCAAGACGUGGUGUUGUUCUUGCUGAAUUAGAAAGAAAGGCUGAAGAACAAAAGAGGCGACCACCAGUACCGGGUGAACCAAAUCAAACUGCAUUAUGGAUUGCAAAGAAGAAAGAAAAAAAGGCCGUGUUAUUUGAGUACCAGGGUGUGAAAAACAUAAAUGCUGAAUUAGUAUUGAAUAGACCAGUGGAUAUGAAAUUGUUGGAAAAAAUUGUAACAAAAACAGAUUUCAUGAAUUUUGUGUUACCAAGACACCCGAAACAGGUACAAGCUUGGUCUUGUGAGUGGACAGCUAAAGACGAUGCAAUGUUGUUGGUCGGUGUUUACAAAUUUGGUUAUGGAUCUUGGGUACAGAUCAGAGACGACCCGUUGUUAGGCUUACAGAACAAACUAUUUUUAGAAAACCCUAGUACAGGAAAAGAUCCCGCUACCAAACAAGAUGGUAAGGAAACUGUGAAGAAAGUUCCUGGCUCGGUACAUCUAGGAAGACGUGUUGACUAUUUGUUUACUUUGUUAAGAGACGAAGAAUCUGAUAGUUCAGUGGGCGGAUCUACACCUGUCGCAAGUGUUCGAAAGAGAAUUAAGAAAUCAACACCAGUUCCACACAACAGUAGUAACAGCAACGGCAGUCACAACACUAACACUAGUAAUAGUAAUGGUGGUACAGCAAACAACACAGGCAAACACAGGAAGCCUGUGAAGUUGGAAAGUUCUGAAAAACUCAUUAAACAAAAGAGAACGAAUCAACGAAGAAACUCUGCCUCAGCAUCUCCAGCACUUGGUUAUGCCAAGUUUAAAGAAGAAAAGCGAGAACUUGAAUACGAAAGCAUGGACGAGGGAUCAUGCAAGUCUAUUAUGCAGCCAGUAACCAAUUCGUUGCACAAGUUGCAUAAGGGAAGUAAAGGGUUAGAUAAACAUGAGUGGGCAAAAAUUUUAAAAUCAGAAUUACUUAACAUUGGUGAUUUUAUUGAAUCAGAGGUUCGGAAAGUACAAAACAAGGAUAAACUAAGAAAACACUUGUGGUCUUUUACUGGUCUUUAUUGGCCAUCUAAGGUACCAAGUAACAAAAUUGGAGCUAUGUAUAAUAGGCUCAAACAAUCUAAUUAG
This is a messenger RNA of Candida dubliniensis CD36, 4221 nucleotides long. Its product is annotated as chromatin-remodeling ATPase. Bases 1 to 4221 code for a protein of 1406 amino acids. Gene Ontology annotation, biological process: regulation of transcription by RNA polymerase II; nucleosome organization. Lineage: Eukaryota; Fungi; Ascomycota; Pichiomycetes; Serinales; Debaryomycetaceae. The record is from RefSeq and is a predicted model, not a curated record. Gene Ontology annotation, cellular component: nucleus; chromatin. The transcript has a single exon. Gene Ontology annotation, molecular function: ATP hydrolysis activity; DNA binding; chromatin binding.